AAUAAUAUGCACGUUUUACAGCAUUUAGAUGCCGUCUGUUGAACGCCGGCGCAGUUACUCGCCGUGACGCUGCAAGCACACAACACCUUCCUUCCGGUGUGAACUUUGCCGUGGCGAUCCAUUCGUACACGCUACUAUACCACACCAGCGAUCGGCGCCCGGCAGUCACCGGCAGCUACAGCGAUAAUGUCUUUCCUGGACAUAGUGUCUAAGUUCAAUCAACAGGCCGUCGAGCACAAUCAGUCGCAAGCUCUGAACCCGUUUUCCGGACGGUACGAACAGUCCCGGUCGCCGUCUCCUAGAUUUUCCCGGGAGGAAUACGGAAAACCGAUUGCGGGUUCCAAGACAGAUCUUAGGGGUCGUAAAGCUAAAUCGCACAUAUGUCGUGAGAUCCUAGAGCUGUGCACAGUCAUUCACGACGUGGGUACGUACAACACAUCAAAAAAAGGAUCAGGCGACCAAAAUGAGUUCGACGACGGCACCAUAAUCAUUAGUUUUGGCGAAUUAUUCCAGAUCUACACUAAAAUAUCGGACAAGGUGGUGGGCCUGCUGAUCGCUGCCAAACGCCGGGGGUUCGUGUUCUUCGACCGUGAAAUAUUAUAUCAAAGGAGAGACGACGACGUGUUGAUCGCUCUACUAAAACCCAUCUCCGAAAUCAGUAAGGUACUAAAAGCCGACAUAGAACAAGCGAACACACUGCCCACAGCCGACGUCAACGCUAACGCGGUAAAUCCAAAGACUUCCGAAGAAGCGAAUAAAACACAUCACGUGACUUCCGUCAGCGAACGCAAGCAUGAUCCACAAAAAGAACCUAUUAAGCACAAUAUAGAAAAUGCGAUAAAGGUAAAUGGUGUACCCGACGAUGAGGUUAACAUUAACGGUGAAAAGCCGACCAUUGCUUCGGAGGCUGUCGAGAAUAAUGACGACGACGCAUGUGAUAAACUAGAUACUAAUGAUAAUGGAAUAGUUAAUUGGGAUGGCGAAAAAAAGGUGUCGGUUGUAGAGGAAAACGAAAGCGAGGAGACGAACGGCGAGGUCGAGUUUGGGGCCAGGAGAGAUCUUAUUGAGUUUAGAGCGCGUCAAGAAGAUCAAACGGAUGAAACAGCAGAUGACGAUGGAUUGGUUUUGGUAGAGAUUGAGAAAGACGCUGAUGAUGUACACGACAUAAUAAAAGAUUUUACCGAUAACAAUUUAAUGAACGAAAAGGUUGCUCAGACUGCUGAAUCAAAUGAGUCGUUAGAAUGCAACAGAGUACUCGACAUUGAGACGGUCGGAGAAGGAAUUAAUGAGUUACACGAGAUAGAUAAUGUAUCUGACGAUGGUGAUUCGGUUACAGAAGCCCAAGAGACCGAUGACGAAGCUGAGGAAAACAAGGCUGUCAAUUUUGAAAAAGUCGUAGCGACUGAAGAUGCGGCUGUCGAAUGUGUUGAAAACGAUGAGAUUAAGACGGAUGAAAGUGAUCAGAAAGGGGCUGAGUGUAAUUUAAUUGUCGAGGAAAACGUUGAGGUACCAGCGGAUAAAUUAAUUACUGAGGAAAACGCCGAAGAUCUGGACAAUACACCAGUUAGUGAGGAAAACGUCGAAAUUCUUGAAGAUAAACAAUUUGGCGAAGAAUUUGUUGAAGUUUUCGAGGAUAAAAGAAUUGGCGAUGAAAGUUUGAUAGAUGAAACACACGUUGAGGAUAGCAUUAAAGAUAAAUCUUACCAAAAUGCUGAAAAAGAAAAUACCGAUAUAGCAGGGGAAAGUAGUGAGGAUGACGUUUUAAUACUUAAAAUGUAUCAGGUGGUGAACGAAGUUGAAAAUAAAAACGAUACUCAGGAGGAACAUCAUGUUUUAGUGGAAACCGAUUCGUAGAAAAUACUCGGUUCAUAGGCAUUUUCUCAAUUAACUAUUCCAAACAUAAUAACUAUGUUAUGCCUAACGUUAUGUAUAUGUUAUUAUAUAAUUUAAAUUUGUUUCGUUAAUGAUUAAGACUACAUAAAUCAUAUUUAUAAACCAAAUAUCGCAUGUAAUGAAUAAUGCAUUAAUACUAUUUUUUUUUAAUUGUAUGUUUGUUAAUCGAUAAAAUGGUUUUCUAUUAUCAACCAGUAUAAUUAUGAAUAUUCUAUUUAUACGUAGUAAUAAUACUGUAUGCCGAUGUUAUCUUCAAAUUACCACCUUUUAAUUACACCAUUAUUAAUUGUAUAGUUUGAUUAACUUAACACUCAUUUAUUACUUCACCUGCACUUCAUAUCUUCAUCUCUUCUGUGUUUGUAAAUAGUUAGUCUACGCAUGUCUUUACUCUAUAUACUAUUAUUUUGUUACCCUUUUCUUGACGCUUUUCUAAAUUUAUAAGAAUGUAAUUUUUAUUGCUUAAAUUUCAGGGUGAAGUUCUACCAAUUCCAAUGGCCUUACAUGUCUAAGUAUAGCGAUUUUUGUUUAUUUUGAUACAUGUAUGAUGAUUAAAUUAAGUAUGUUAAGUACCCAUCACCACAUAGGUUGUGAUGAAAUAUUUUUGUGCACUUUUUUGUAGUUAUUUUAUUAUUUGUAUUGCUUUCAUUUUAUCACCUACUUUUUAAUUAUACACGAUAAAUAUUUUUCUUAAAGAGUUAAAUUUUUUUUAUCCAUAUAAAAAGAGUUGUGAUUUAACCUAGGUAAAAUUUCUAAUCAGUACUUCAUUAUUUAACUAUAUUAACUUGUCAUCAUUUAAUAUUUUUUUUUAGUGCAACUUAUUUUUUAUGAC
Messenger RNA from Adelges cooleyi (spruce gall adelgid), 2722 nucleotides. RefSeq lists its product as uncharacterized. Gene Ontology annotation, molecular function: actin binding. The transcript has 4 exons. The coding region runs from base 187 to 1854 and encodes 555 amino acids. The record is from RefSeq and is a predicted model, not a curated record. Gene Ontology annotation, biological process: positive regulation of Rho protein signal transduction. NCBI's taxonomy places the organism in Eukaryota, Metazoa, Arthropoda, Insecta, Hemiptera, Adelgidae.